Camellia sinensis is the source of this 1351-nucleotide messenger RNA. Lineage: Eukaryota; Viridiplantae; Streptophyta; Magnoliopsida; Ericales; Theaceae. The record is from RefSeq and is a predicted model, not a curated record.
AUGAAAAUUGAGCGGUGUGUUGGCAAGGUGUGGGAGAGAUGUUCUGGAAGUGGGCAGCAUUUUCGAUGUUCAUAUGUGCAAACAGAGGCAUUCAGUAGCAAGACAGUGGCCUUUCGGAAAAUUAACUUUAUUCAACUAACUGAGAAUUUACACUACUUAUUUAAUCUGAAAACAAAACGGUUCCUACUCGUGGUCUUCCUCUCCACUGCCAUCUUCUCAUACACCUCCGUCGUCCUCUGCCACUGUAACUAUCACAAUUAUACCCCUCUCUCUCUCUAUAUAUAUACCCCACCGUCACAGCCAUCGUCAUCCACUCCCGUGGGCCGAUCUGCCACCGCCGUCAACCAGCACCACCACCGCCGUCCUCUUCAACCACUGUACCUCUCAGAGGUUGAAUUAGUGAAAACACGGUUGAGAAAAGCCACUGAAAGAUAUAGUGGGCCUCUAAGUUCAACAAUAUUAUCUCGUGCCUUAUCCCAGCCACUAGAAAAAGAAAUCGAUCUGCAACCACUUAGCCGUAAGGUAAUGGGAAGUUUGUAUGUAGAGAAUAUAGGUAAUAUUGAUCAUGAAGUUCAAAUGAAGGUUGUUUCUGCUCCAAAAGGCAAUGGUUCACAACGUCAUAGUACACAUCAAACAAAUCUUGAAUCAGAAAGACCAAGUGACUCAUCUGCAUCAUCUGAGGAGUGUCAACAAAAUAAUUUUGAUGCGACCAGAAAUCAUCAAGAGUAUAAAAAGCCUAAUUCUCCUGUAAUUCCUGAUGAGCCUUUGCCCAAUAUCUCUAGAACUGAUGAGGGAUCCUGUUAUUGUUGCCACAGGACAGGUAUAUGUUGACAUGGUGUUGUUUAAGAAUUUUUAAAAGCUCAGACAUCCUUGUUAUGCUUUCUUUCGAAUUUUAUCUGCCUCUUGAUUUUACAGACAUAUGAGAGAUCUUACAUACAGAGAUGGAUAGAUUGUGGCAACACAACAUGCCCAAAAACUCAACAAAAACUCCAAAAUCUCACACUUACCCCAAAUUAUGUUUUGAGAAGUCUAAUUACUCAGUGGUGUGUCGAGCACAAUAUUGAGCGUUAAAUGGCAUUGGCCAAUGGGCGGAUAAAGAAGAGUGAUGGAUCAUUCUGUGAUGUUAGUGGGGACAUAGCAGCCAUUCAAGCACUUGUCCGCAAUCUCUCAAGCCAAUCCAUUGAAGAACGCAGAGUGGCAGUGGCCAAAAUUCGAUCACACUCCAAAAGAAGCACAGAUAUUAGGAUAAUAAUAGUUGUCAAGUAACAAAGAGUAUCCCAAAAGGAAUGUAAUGCCGUAAUUAUCAAUUUCUCCUUGAGAAUUAAUAAACAUAUCUAUACUUUUCAAAGCA